AUGGCCCCUUCCGCAGACCCUAUCCCCGUCACUCACGCCGAUGGGCACCCUCCUCCGACCCAUCCCGAUCGUCUGCGCGUGGACCGCAGCACCAAGGCCUUUGGGAGCGGGGCGUACUCGUUGGUGGAUCUGCCCGCUGGUGCUGUCUUCGCAAAGAUCACCACGGCCACGCCUGGGACGAAAGCCUACACCAGCGUACAGACAGGCCCCGACACCCACAUUGAGCUCAACUCCGACUUGGUCUACUGCAACCACUCCUGCGCACCAUCUGUGAACUUUGAUAUGGGGCGUAUGGAGGUGCGCGUUGUUGAUGACAGGCCAUUGAAGGCCGGUGACGCUCUUACCUUCUUCUAUCCCAGCACGGAGUGGGACAUGGAUCAGGCCUUCCAAUGCACCUGCGGCGCAGGGGAAGGGGUCUGCAGAGGCUGGAUCUCUGGGGCCAGGACCAUGUCCAACCAGGAAUUGGAUGGCUACUGGCUCAAUGACCACAUUGCGACUCAAUGCAAGGACAAGCGCAACUAA
Molecule: messenger RNA, 522 nt
Organism: Penicillium nucicola
Lineage: Eukaryota; Fungi; Ascomycota; Eurotiomycetes; Eurotiales; Aspergillaceae
Exons: 1
Coding region: 1-522 (173 amino acids)
Source: RefSeq, a predicted model, not a curated record